AUAUAUUACGUAUUGGUAGGUAGGACGAGGUCGGUGGUGCUAGGCUCUCUCCCCGGGGCCCACAGUGGUAAGCGACGAAAAAUAAAAGCUCUCUCUCCCCACCUCACGCACACACACACACGCGUACGUACGUCUAUACAAUUUAGUAUUACCGUAUUACGCGCGCGCGCUCUCUAACACACACACACACACACACACAUUCACAUACGACGUUCAUACCCGACCGAAACGGACCAACUCGCACCGAAGUCCGUGAUCGUUUCAUAUUUCGACGACUAGGCCACACACUAUUGCUGUCCACUACAGCUCUAUUAGAAAUUAAUAUCUCUGCAGUAUUUCACCGUCAACAUGGGUAACGAAAACUCACUGCCGAUGGAGCUGUGCUCAAACUUCGAUGCCGAUGAGAUCAGACGUUUGGGAAAACGGUUUCGUAAACUCGAUCUGGACAACUCCGGUGCUUUGAGUCUAGACGAGUUUCUAUCACUGCCCGAGCUUCAACAAAACCCGCUCGUUCAAAGAGUUAUAGACAUAUUCGACGAAGAUGGCAACGGUGAAGUGGACUUCAAAGAGUUUAUUCAAGGAGUGUCUCAAUUCAGCGUUAAGGGAGACAAAGAAUCAAAGUUGCGGUUUGCGUUUCGAAUCUAUGAUAUGGAUAACGAUGGCUACAUAUCAAAUGGUGAAUUAUUUCAAGUUUUGAAAAUGAUGGUUGGAAAUAAUUUAAAAGAUACUCAGCUUCAGCAAAUUGUUGACAAAACUAUAUUGUUUGCGGAUAAAGAUGAAGAUGGCAAGAUUAAUUUUGAAGAGUUCUGCUCUGUCGUUGGCAAUACAGAUAUACACAAAAAGAUGGUUGUUGAUGUUUAAAUUGUAAGUUUUAUUCAACUUGAGUUAAUGUUAACAGUAAAAAAACAAUUCACGUUUAUAUACAUAUAUAUACAUAUUAUCUCAUCUCCCUAUAAAAUUUUUUUUAGUAAUCUUCCGGCAUUGUGAUACGUUAUUAAUCUUGGUUACUGAAAAUUUGUUCUCACAAUUGCUUUUUUCUUUAUACUAAGCACUGUUUAUCUUCCUUCUAAAUCAUGUAUAAUACAUACAAUCAAAAACACAAAUAUACAUAUUUUAUAUUUAUAUAUAUAUAUAAACAAUAAACAUACACAUGUCACUGCAUACAUAUAAUGUAUUAUACAAAUAAAUAAUUAUUGUUAUAUUCUUAAUUAGUUUUAUCAAGUCUAUGUAUUAAAUUUUUUUUUUUUUUUAACGAGAAAGAGUUGUAAAUUAAAAGUUAUACUAUUGAAUAACUCUGUUCUGAUAAAUUCUUAUCAACAGAAUAAUUCAUAAAAUCUCUAUGUAUAAUUAUUAAUUACUAUUUCAGUUGGCACUGAACAAUGAAAGAAAACCUUAAUAAUUAUAGUUUUUCAAUAUUUAUUUAUUUUUUUUUGUUAUGUUGAUCUUUGUACUAUAUUUAUUACUAUUAUUUUAUUUAUAAAUGUUUAAUGAAAAAAUAAAUGAGAAUAAAUUUAUUUUUUUCUAACUACUAGAAAUUCGAUUUGGUAUAAUAUUUUAUUGAAGAUAUUUCGACUUUUUUAAAUAAAAUCUUUUAAUAAAGAAUUUAUUUAAUUAUUUAAAAUGAUGCCAAGUAAAAUUUAAUUGGAUAACAUUUAUUAAUCAAAUUCCUAAAACAAAAAGAGUUAAGCUUAAAAUGUUUGUUUUAAUAUUAUUAACAUUAAAAUGUAAGUGCCAAUAGUAUUCAAACAAAAAUAAAAAUUAACAGUCUAGUCAAGUGUUUGAAUUUUUCAGAUUUAAUGCACAUCAUUAAUUUCUUAGUUAAUUCACUUUUUACAAGCAUAAUUUAAAUUACGAUAAAUACACAAUGCAUAAUAUACCAAAUGUUAUCAUUGGAUGACUAUAAUUAAUAUAAAUUUUUAUUUUAAAGCUAUUUUGAUUUGUAAAAUAACACACACAUAUAUAUACAUAUAAUAUAUACAGGCAGUCAGUACCUAUCUAUAUUAUAUUUAUUCUACAAUAAAAAUAUACAAAACAAUUUGUAGACCUGUUUAAAUUUUUGUCAUAUUUUUUUUUUACUUUAAAUUAAAAUGUUUAUUAUUAUAAUUUAAAAAAAAUUUGAUUAUACUUAUUUAUUGUUUAUAUAUUUAUAUUUAACUUACACUGUUACCUUUGAAGUAUGGUUAGUACUUGUAUAUUUAAAUAAUUAAAAAUCUUGGUAUCUAUAAAUAAAUGAGACUUCUAUGUUCAUAUUCUGUAUUACUUAGUAAAUUAAUUUUUUUUUUUUUUGUCAAAUUGAAUAUAAUAUACUUGUCUUAACAUAUUUGUUUUUUAUUUUUAUUAUCUUUAAUAAAUGUUUAUCAUUUAUUAAUUAUUAUGUAGAUAAAUCCCUAAUUUAUAUCUAAAAUAAAUCAUCUAUUUGCUGUA
Messenger RNA from Rhopalosiphum padi (bird cherry-oat aphid), 2424 nucleotides. Its product is annotated as calcineurin subunit B type 2. The coding region runs from base 349 to 861 and encodes 170 amino acids. Gene Ontology annotation, molecular function: calcium-dependent protein serine/threonine phosphatase regulator activity; calcium ion binding. The record is from RefSeq and is a predicted model, not a curated record. Lineage: Eukaryota; Metazoa; Arthropoda; Insecta; Hemiptera; Aphididae. The transcript has 5 exons.